Messenger RNA from Saccostrea cuccullata (small rock oyster), 758 nucleotides. RefSeq lists its product as uncharacterized. The coding region runs from base 96 to 758 and encodes 220 amino acids. NCBI's taxonomy places the organism in Eukaryota, Metazoa, Mollusca, Bivalvia, Ostreida, Ostreidae. The transcript is spliced from 6 exons. The record is from RefSeq and is a predicted model, not a curated record.
AUGAAACCGAAAGUAAAAAGAUUGAGAAAUUCAGUAACUGUGUUUUGGUUUUGGUUUUGGUGGACACACUCACUGUAUAACUAAUCAGUGCUGAUAUGAAAAAGAAUGUCAAUAUGGGCACUGGAAACGAAGUACUGAUCAGGAUCUCAAAUAUCAUUAUGUUUCUCACAAGUAUACCUUGUGUAUGCAAGUGUAAUAGUUGUCCUGCCACCACACGAACUAUUAAAAAAGUAGACAGUUGUCCGACUACUGAACAAGAAUGGAUUGCAGCAUCUAAUCUGAAAAAGUGUUACAAUUUGGCUGAUUAUAAAACUUGUGGAAAGUCGCUUGUAUACCACUGUCUUUUGAAUGAAUGGUGGAAUGAAACAAUAGAAGUUUGCGCACCGCCCUGGUUUAUGUCAGGAUUUUGUCCAAUGUUCAACACUGCCGAACAAAGAGUUAUUGAUAACUUUAAUAUAGACUGUUCAAAAUUUACAAAUGGAAGCUGUCCUAUUAGAUAUCUUUCCUCUGAAGCUUAUAAGUAUCAAAUGUGCUAUAAGAAAAUCAUCACUACGAAAACUUUUCAAAACACAAUAAAACCGGAUGAAAUCACGCUGUAUGAAGUCUCUUAUUCGACCAAUAAGCUCUUGAUUAUUUUAGUUGUGAUUUUUGGCAUUGGAAGUCUUGUACUUUCCGCACUGUUAUGGUUAGCAUGGAUUGGAAAAAUAGGAAAAGGAGGUAAUGUAAACAAUUCAAGCCUCUUCAAUUGCUUUGAAUAG